Annulohypoxylon maeteangense is the source of this 1452-nucleotide messenger RNA. Its product is annotated as ribosomal protein S2. NCBI's taxonomy places the organism in Eukaryota, Fungi, Ascomycota, Sordariomycetes, Xylariales, Hypoxylaceae. The coding region runs from base 168 to 1043 and encodes 291 amino acids. The transcript is spliced from 3 exons. Gene Ontology annotation, biological process: cytoplasmic translation; ribosomal small subunit assembly. Gene Ontology annotation, cellular component: cytosolic small ribosomal subunit; 90S preribosome; ribosome. The record is from RefSeq and is a predicted model, not a curated record. Gene Ontology annotation, molecular function: structural constituent of ribosome.
AUUCGAUCUUGGUCAAAUCAUCCCGCGAACUUUUUUUCUACCUUUCAGGAAAUUCUCAAUAUCUCGACUAGACAAUCGCGACGCAACGCAACGUAAAUCCCUAAAUUUCCUCACUUUCUUCUUCACCCUCCUUCACUUCUUUCAACGUUGCGCAACCAUUAUUCAAGAUGGCUCCCACUAAUCUCCCCACCUCCAUGCACGCGACGUCCCAGGACAUCGAGAUGCUCCUCGCCGCGCAAUCUCACCUGGGAUCCAAGAACUUGCAGGUUCACAUGGAACCUUACCUCUGGAAGACCCGAGCUGAUGGAGUCAAUGUCAUCAACAUUGGCAAGACCUGGGAGAAGAUCGUCCUGGCCGCCCGUAUCAUCGCUGCCGUAGACAACCCCGCCGAUAUCUGUGUCAUCUCCGCCCGUCCCUAUGGUCAGCGUGCUGUCCUCAAGUUCGCUGCCCACACUGGUGCCGUUGCCAUCGCCGGUCGAUUCACCCCCGGUUCCUUCACGAAUUACAUCACCCGAUCUUUCAAGGAGCCCCGCCUAAUCGUCGUCACUGACCCCCGCACCGAUGCUCAGGCUAUCAAGGAGGCUUCCUACGUCAACAUUCCCGUUAUUGCCCUCUGCGACACUGACUCCCCUACCGAGUACGUCGACGUUGCCAUCCCCACCAACAACAAGGGUCGCCAUGCCAUUGGUUGCGUUUGGUGGAUGCUUGCCCGUGAGGUCCUCCGCAUCCGUGGCACCAUCGCCAGCCGUGACAUUCCUUGGGAUGUGAUGGUCGAUCUUUACUUCUACCGCGACCCUGAGGCCGAGGCUGAGGAGAAGGUUGAGGAGGAGAAGGCCCCUGCCGCUGAGGAGGUCGGCCCUGCUGCCAUCGAGGCUGGCACUUUCGCCCCCGCAGCCGGUGCUGACUGGGAAGCCGCCCCUGCUGGCUUCGCCGCGACCCAGGCUGGUGGCUGGGACGGCCAGACCGACGAGUGGGCAAACGCUACCGGUGCUCCUCCUGCUGGUGAAUGGGGUGCUGCCGAUGCCAAGGAUAGCCAAUGGUAGAAUACGGGCGCCAACCUCAGUAACAUCCCUAGUGGCCAGGGAUUUUAAACCAAAUCUCCCGCGAGUGAAUUUUAGAUGGCCUUGAUAGCACCAUCACACGCCAACGCGAUACUUGAUUUGCUUUUGCAACGGACGGACGGAUAGGAAGGAAUAUGGGUAAACUUGAUGGUACUAAUGAGGGAAAGAUAUCCGAGCUUCAGACUUGUUUUCUUUUAUUCUUCAAUAUUUGAAGUUGGUCCUACUUGAACUUUGUAGGUAGUCGACUGAUUCUUGUCGAAGAGUAUAUGGAAACUAUCUGGGGCGAGGGGGAAUGCCCUGUACAGUCAAAGGGGUGGACUUAAUCGUUAUCCCGCCCAUUUUCUCCUAGCUUAGUCUUCGUUGCGGAAAAUUAAAUAAAUGAUUCCCAGCA